AUGCCCCGGAAGAGCGUCGAUGAGCUGCAGGGUGUCAUUGCUAGCAUGACCGCCCAGAUGGCCAGGCUCGAGGCGCAGGCGGAGCGGACCGAGCGCGAGUACAGGUCGGAGAAGACAGAACUCGAUCGAGAGAUACAGACGCUUCGCCAGAGCGUGAGCGGGAGUGGAGCGUUUCCACUGUGCAUGCCUGCCCCGCCGAUGGGCAUGCCACCCAUGGGCAUGCCAGGCAUGCCAGGUAUGCCGGGCAUGCCGGGCAUGCCCGGCAUGCCGCCGAUGCAGCAGAUGGGUAUGCCGCCGAUGAUGGGCGCGACCAUGCCUGCAGAUGCUGCCGGCUCGCAGCAAAUGCAGAUGAUGCAGAUGAUGACGAGCAUGGCGCAGAGCAACCCGGCGCUCAUGCAGAGCCCCCAUUUCAUGCAGAUGAUGCAAAUGGCGAUGGGACAGCAGCCGGCGCCCACCAGCCAGCCCGUCAACCCGCAGCCCUUUGCUCAGCCUGCCGCCUCGGGCCCUGCGACAGCGGCGGCUGCGGCGCCGCCUGCGCCUCGCGGCGACGUGGGCGCAGGCUCGUCCGCCUCGGCUGCCACCAAGGGCGGCGGCAGCGCCUCCACUAGGGCGUGGACCUCGAGCGCAAGCACGCGGGCUGGCACGCUCGAGGGCGGGUCCACCGCCGACCAGAUCAAGGCGCUCAACGCUGAGCGGGAGAAGAUCGCCGCCCGCUCCCUCAGCGCGAGCACCCGCGCCGCCUCGGCCUCGAAGAUCGCUUCCAUCCAGGCCAGCGCCGUCAGCCAGGCCGAGACCGGCGUCGACCUUUGCAUCCUGAUGGACUGCACAGCUUCUAUGGGCCCCUACAUCCAGGCUGCCAAGGACAAGAUGGCGCUGGUGGUCGACCAAGCGCGCGAAAAGUUCCAUGUCGACCUGCGCGUGGCCUUCGUCGGCUACCGCGACUACGGACACCGCGAGCGAUUUGCCGUCAAGGACUUUGUCUGUGGAGACGACGGGAUUCGCGAUCUGCAGCAGUUCAUUGCACACACUCGGGCGAGCACGGAUUGCCCCAACGGUGACAUCGACAUACCGGAGGACGUGGCGGGCGGCCUGGAGAAGGCGCUGGGCAUGACGUGGUCCUCGAGGAUCAAGAUGCUCGUGCACGUCGCCGACGCGCCAGCUCACGGCUCUGAGUACCACGAUGGGCUCGGCGACAACCACGACGGCCCGCAGGACCCCGACCCGGCCGCACUGAUGACGCGCCUGGGCGACAAGCGAGUUGCCUUCUACUUUUUCAAGAUCAACAGCUCGACGGACAAGAUGGUCGGCAAACUCAGGGAGGCGCACAAGAACAGCCGCCGCGAGUUCAAGGUGCACGAGCUCGGAAGCGACGUCAACAUGUUCGCUGAGAUGAUGCUUGGGUCCAUCGCAAGCUCGGUUCGCGCUUCUGGCGUGACGCUUCCAUCUUCGUCUCACGUUUCGGCAGUGACUGAUUACUAA
This is a messenger RNA of Emiliania huxleyi CCMP1516, 1479 nucleotides long. RefSeq lists its product as hypothetical. The coding region runs from base 1 to 1479 and encodes 492 amino acids. NCBI's taxonomy places the organism in Eukaryota, Haptophyta, Isochrysidales, Noelaerhabdaceae. The transcript has a single exon. Gene Ontology annotation, biological process: peptidyl-threonine phosphorylation. Gene Ontology annotation, cellular component: cytoplasm. Gene Ontology annotation, molecular function: protein serine/threonine kinase activity. The record is from RefSeq and is a predicted model, not a curated record.